Messenger RNA from Onychostoma macrolepis, 4700 nucleotides. RefSeq lists its product as uncharacterized. Gene Ontology annotation, biological process: regulation of telomere maintenance via telomere lengthening; telomere capping. NCBI's taxonomy places the organism in Eukaryota, Metazoa, Chordata, Actinopteri, Cypriniformes, Cyprinidae. Gene Ontology annotation, cellular component: shelterin complex. The transcript is spliced from 20 exons. The record is from RefSeq and is a predicted model, not a curated record. Bases 228 to 3614 code for a protein of 1128 amino acids. Gene Ontology annotation, molecular function: telomeric repeat DNA binding.
CCACCAGAGGGAGAACUCGAAUUACACUGUAGACCAGACCAAAGCGGAUUAGACCGGAAUCUGUGUCGUUCAGUCCAGUGUUUUGAAACGAACGAAAUGGUCAGGUGGAAAGCGCAUCGAAAUUAAAAAGUAUCCCGUCUGAUAGCGGCUUUCUUCUGAAUUAUGAUACACAGCUGUUGUGAAAUAUUAAUUUCGAGAUUGUUUAAACUUGAUUGAAGUUGUAAACAAUGGAAGCGCUUUGGACCAAGAAAAUCGAAGACCCUCUUUCUUUGAUGAGUUUCACCAUUCCACCGUCGAGGUUACUGUCUGCAGCCAUGUGGCAGGUGACUGAACAGAGACAGGUGAAGCACUAUGGGAUGCUGGAGGAGUUUGUAACCAUGGUGACAGAGAGUGUGCCAGAUCUUCUGAAUUACAAUCAAAGAACCCAGCUGAUACUUGGUUUAAGAGCAAGGCGUCUUCUGGAGUUGUGUCGUGGUAAACGUCAGGUUAAUCUGGAGGACAUUCAGCCUUACCUGGAUCGAAUCCGUGCUCCUCGUGUCAAUGAGGUGGUUCGUGAAGACAUGGAGGAAUCUGAGGCCUGUUUCUUAGACCUCAUUCGGACCCUUAUUAGCAACCCUGAAGAGAGAGAGCAUUUCUUUCAGAACAUUUUCCCAGAGGAAUAUGGCCCCAAGUUUGACAAAAACCUAAAGACACUUAUGGAAACCUUCCUCUUGCAGUUUGAUCGGAUGAUGUCAGUCCCAGACCUUUCACAGACAGUCUCUUGGCUCAGGACCAGCCCGUCUCUUCUGGAGGAAUGUCUUCAUUCAAUUUUUGUCCCAAAGCAGAUGAAGACCCUGCUUGAACAUCACAGAGCUAAUGGAAGUCUUCAGGACAGUGAGUCUCUUCACUCUGCUCAUAACAGCUGUACAUUUUCAUCUCAGUCUCUCCCUCCGCUGGUUCGAGUCGUCAUUUCCAGCGAUCACACAGAAUCCGGCGACCCGUCUGAAUCAGGAGCCGAUGUAGAUGCUCAAGACAAAGAUGAUUGCCACACUUCUAAAACCUUGUCUGAUCCCGAUACGUCCUGCUGUACGGCUAAAAAGAGAAAAUUCAAAGUAGAGACAGAGGAGAGAGAGGAUGAAGAGGAUGAUGAUGAUCAGAAUUGGCCAAUCACAGGUGCCGGAUAUAGAGAAAAGAUGAACAGUUACGUUGACAGCUUUCUUGGUGAAGAGCUGAAUCAGACACACACUAAAAAAACCUCUAAAAAAUCCUCUAAAAAGAAAAGAGACGACAGUACAGACGUGUCCAGAGAGUUCACAUUUAUCAAUCAUUUGGGUGCAUACACAGAAGAGUCUUCCUACCAGACCUCUGACGCUUCAAAAGUCCCUUGGUCAGAGGAAGAAACGUUCAGCCUCAUUGACAUAUGGGGCAAAGACAGCGUCCAACGGAGUCUAAAAGACUGCGCCCGCAAUCGACACAUAUUCAACCUCAUCUCCAAGAAGAUGUUCGAGAGAGGCUUUACCAGAACAGCAGAGCAGUGUCACACCAGGAUAAAACGCUUGAAAAUGAGCUUUCGACAAUGCCAUGAAAACACUAUGAAAGGAGAGAAACCAGAAUGGAAGUUCUAUAAUGUUCUGGAGAAAAUUCUGUGCUGUAAAGGAUCUACAGAACAGGAAGACACUGUUACUGACAUCAGCAUUCCAGAAGAGUCCUCAGGACAGCAGGCAGAAGAUGACACUGAUUGGGAUGUUCUUGGUCAUGUCGGACUAGAGGGCACCAGGAAUAUCCCAUGGACAGACCAGGAAACGCAAACCCUCAUCAGGAUCUGGGGAGAGGACAAAACCCAGCGAGAGCUGAGAGGGGUUCUCCAGAACGGACACAUCUUUGCCAUGAUCUCAAAAAAGAUGGCCGCUCACGGCUACAUCCGAACAGCUGAGCAGUGUCAGAGUCGAGUCAAAAGACUGAAGCUUUGCUUCAAACAGUCUUACGAGAGUAAACACAUUGAAGGCAAAGAGCCAGUUGAAUUUAAAUUCUAUAAACAGAUGGAGAGAAUUAUGGCUAAUGAAGAACCAUGCUCAUCACAGAUCAAAGAGGAGGAGUCAACGGACAUUGAAUAUCAGGUGUACAAGUACCAAGAAAUAGAAACAGCAAUGAACUGCAUGGACGAUAGAAAGAAGGUCGCCUGGUCCGAUGCCGAGACACUGAUUCUCCUCCAGUUAUGGGGCAAUGAACAAGUCCAGCAGAACCUUCAACGUUGCCCUCACAAUGGCCACAUCUACUCAGAGAUCUCGGAGAAACUGAAUGCCCAUGGAUACCUGCGCUCCGCUGAGCAAUGCCACACCAGAAUCAAACGACUCAAAAUCAGCUACAGGCAGUGCAGGGACAGCAUGAGUUCACCUGAAGCUGAACGUGUAGAAUUCAAGUUCUAUGAUCUGAUGGAAGAUAUUUUUCAAAGGAAUGAUUCUUCUAAAGGGUCAGGAGAUAACGAAGCCAUCAAAUCGGAAUCUCAGGACACCUGCAACAGUGUGGACCAGACAACAUCCUGGUCAGACUCUGAAACUGUAGCUCUAAUAGAUGUUUGGGCAGAAAAUGAGGUGCAGGAAGCACUGAGAGGAUCCGUCCAUAACAUACACGUGUUUAAUGAUAUAGCAAAGAAACUGAACAAUCAGGGAUUCUUCAAAACACCAGAGCAAUGCAGAUGGAAGAUCAAGAACCUGACAAAGAAUUUCCGACAGUGUUAUGAAAGGAAAAAAUGUGGCAUAGAGAAAGUAGAUUGCAAGUACUAUGAUAAACUGGAGCAGGUUCUGGGUGAUGAGGCCUUUUCCAUGGAUGUCUAUGAUGAAGAUGAUCAAGAUGCAGAAUACCAGCAGGCAGCCAUGGUAGCCGUAUCUGAGUCCGGCAGGAAGAUGACCUGGUCAGACCGGGAGACGCAGGCCCUGCUGGACAUCUGGGGUGAUGACCGUGUGCAGCACAGCCUCAUGUCCUGCCCAAAAAACAGGCACAUAUACAGAUAUAUUUCAAAGAGAAUGAUGGCACUGGGUUUCAACCGAACAGGCGUGCAGUGCCACUCUCGUGUGAAGAGACUCAAGUCCCAGUUUUACUAUGAUGGCAGGGAGGAGUGUAAAUUCUAUGAUCAGCUGGAACGGAUUAUUUUAAAGGACAGAACAUCUGAAAGCCAGGACAUCAGUGAGCUGGAAUCCAUAACGGAUUCUGAUUCAGACUCCCUUGCGCUCUCCAAAUCUCUCACUGCGGACGGACCAAAGCUGGCAUGGGGUGACAGUGAGACGCACACUCUUAUAUCCAUCUGGGGGAGUGAUGCCAUCCAGGAGAGGCUGAAAGGCUGCGUCAAACGCAAACCUGUAUUCCAGCAGAUCGCACAGGUCAUGGCUGAGAAGGGCUACAGCAGAACAGAUGAACAGUGUCGCUCCAGGAUCAAAAGACUGAAGGCCAGUUACCGCCAGUGCCUUGACAAUUACAGAAAUGAAGGGGAGCAGGUGGAGUGGAAGUUCUUCAAACAGCUAAAUAAAAUAUUUGAGAAAUACCCUCUUGAUGACGCCGAAACCACCACGGCUCAGGAGCCAGAGGCAGUUGGGAGAAAAAACCCUAACAGGUCUGCAAAAGCAAAGAGCCCAGUCUGACUAUGCUACACUAGUCUGGAGUGGGCGAAAACCAUAUUCUCCUGGAUGUCUGGGCUGAGGAAUAUAAACCAGAUCUGAGGUACUUUCUGUCAUGUGGACCGUGGAGGAUGGUGACACACACAAACCUUUAAUCGGUCGAAUUCCAGGCAUGAACUUGUUGCUGAAAAAUCCAGCACUUCCACUACCAAGCAACAGAAAUACAGAACCUUAUUCUCUGUGAACAAAAUACAGUGCACUGGCACUGUAUUAUGCUCUUCUGUGCAUCUGAAAGACAUUUGCCUAAUGGUGCUGUUCUCAUGUGGUCUCAGUUGAUCAUGGUUUUCACAGGGUAAAUUUUAACACGGAACUUAAAUUUGCAUUAAAGCAUGUGAGUGGGAUGGAUUUGCGUAGUAAGAUGAGAACUGAAGCCAGUGGUCUACUGAACAAUACGAGGUACUUACAACCUCAAACUGACUCGAGUAACAGGAAAUAGAAGAACCAAGUCUGAACUUGUAGCAAAGCUCUUUCACUGUAACAAAUAAUCAUUUUAGAACAUGAUGGAAUAAAUGGAGGGAAUUUAGUAAAUCUUUUUCUUCCUAGUGCAAAAAAAGAAGAAGAAACUUCCAGAAAAUGGAUUUAUAUUGUAUAUUUGUAUCAUAAAAAGAAACAAAUUUGUGCUACAUGGGGAAAAACACUGAAAAGAAUUUCCAUUUUGUACAAAAGCAUUAACUUUUAAAGUAUAUUUGCUAGAUUUAACAAAAUUUAAUAUAUACAUUAUACAAAUGUAAGUUACUGUUACAAAGGAUGAUGCCAAAGCUCACUGCUCAAAUCUCAAUCUCUUUUUAAGAGUAUCCAAUUUGUAUUGGCAUGAGCCAAAUAACGGAUGAAUUUUACAUCCAGUCAGAAUUGGUACAGGGAUUGUGUGUACAAAAACAAACAGCAUUAUUCAGUGAUGGUGGAAAAGCGGACAGUAUUGUUGUUACAGUGAGUUUAUCCAAUAUGCUUCUAAAAUUUUGAAGUGGACAACAAAUAAAAUCGAGUGGCUUAAAUCUCACAUUGCUUUUGUCCUUGGACAUUUUACUGUGCAAUAAACAGAUUAUUUAUUGG